Molecule: messenger RNA, 1311 nt
Organism: Miscanthus lutarioriparius
Lineage: Eukaryota; Viridiplantae; Streptophyta; Magnoliopsida; Poales; Poaceae
Source: the annotation of a GenBank genome assembly
AUGGUGGGGGACCUGUCCCUCCUCGCCGUCGCCUCGGCCUCCCCCGUCGUCCUCCCGCCGUCCAAGGAGCUCCAUGGCGUGCUUCCUCUCCAGGGGAAGAGGCCGCAGGACGCCGGUGUGCAGCUCUGCGCGCCGCUGCAGCAGCAUCCGCCCCACCAUCUAGAGGGGAUGCCUUACCACCAGGGCCAGCCAGUGCAGAUGGUCGUGCCCGGCGCCCAUCAGGGACAGGCCCUCCCGGCCGCCUACCAGGCCUUCGUGAUGCCCGACACGGCCACGCUCAUCGACGUGCAAGAUUCUCACCCUGACUCAGUUCAACUUAGCCUUGGGAUCGCUGAGCAAUGUGCAAGGCAAGAGAAACUCCUCAAGUUUCUGAUGUCAGGGUCUGACGUCAAGGAACUUGAUGAAUCCUUGCUAGCUGAAUUCACAGGGCAACAGACCCUAGCAAUAAACAUGGGAACUCAGCCAUAUAUGCCGGAUGAUAAAUUAUCAAUCUCUGAAUUAGUGUUGAAUGAGCCCCAACACUAUCUGCCAGAGAAAGAACUUGUCAUCCCUGAUCCUCUUCUGCACGUCGUUCAGUCUCAUGGCUUUGCUCUUACUAUUGAUCAAAAUGGCCGGGUCUUAUUCGCUGGCAAUGGUGAUGAGAUGAUAGACUUGCUCUCAGUUUUCCUGGAGUUCAACAUGUCUAAACGAGAAACAGGUGGCUGUAAGGCUGCAUUUCUUGUUCCAUACUUUGAGAGGAAAAGGCGUUCUCGGGCUAAUAGCCAAGUAUCCAAUUCAAAAUUAGCAAGCACAGCAGCUGAUGUUUCAAAAAGUACUGACGUGAACUCAAAAUCUUUGUCAAAGAAGAAACGUAAAGUGAAAAACAUCAAAGAACGUGACUUGUAUCAGAGAAACUACACACAUGCUAGCGAAGCUAUUUUAUCCAUCCUACUGGACAAGGACAAAAGCAGCUCGACAAUCCUCUCACUGAAAAAGGCUGGUCCGGAGAUCACUGAACUUUUAACGCAGUGCUCUAUUGGCAUAGCUGGAACUGGAUUGGCUAUUCUUCUGUCAGUUAUGUGCAAGAUGGCUACCGGCAUGAGGACUCCUUUUGCUUCGGCUCGACUGCUUAGCACCAGCGUUGGAUUCGGACUCUUUUGGCUAUCCUGGGCAGUCAAUGGAUUACGUGAUACCAUUGCCAGCAUUUUCAGAAGCCCAAGUAACAUGAAUAUCGAGGAUGAUGAGGUCGCAGUGAGAAUAGAAAAAAGCGUGAAUGAAAUUCUUUUCAGGGCAUUAACUCUCUUGGCAAUCACCGCACUGAAGUUUGCAUGA